CCCAGAUUCAGCGUGUAUUUCAUGGGGGACGUGCCAGUGAUGAACACGCGGUGACCCGUCAUGGCGAGGUUUCCGCCAGGCCAGCUGUACUGCUCACCGGCGCUGGUAUCAAUAACGCCAGCGCCGUUGCCAGGGCCGAAUGUGAUGGUGUCGUUGCCGAGGCUGUACUUGCCCUGCCCCUCGACAAGGUGGUAAGUCUUGACACCGUUGUCAUCUACCAGCUCCUCGGCUCCCUCGAGCUUUCCGCCCGGGCGGAAGGUAACCUCAAUGGUCACGCCAACGUCCGGCUCACCAGUCACCUCAAAGACGAGAUCGUAACCUGUAUGAGUAGGCGAGACCGUGAUGUCCGUCUUGAGGUCCCGUGUGCUGGUAGGACGGUUCUCAAAGUCGAGCGCCGAGUAGAACCGUCCAUCUACAGACCUCGACAUCUUGUACGUGCCGUUCUGAUCACGGAACUCGGGUGCAAUCGGGAGAUAGUACGGGAUCUUGACCUCGUUUCCCAGCAUGCUGACACCUUCGGCAAACGAGAUGCCGUUGGACCGGAAGUGGCCCAUUGAGAAGAAAUCGGAGACGAGGCGCACACCCUCAAGCACCAGACCGCCGUUCCAGGCCCUGAACAGGGUGGGGUUGGUAGACAGACCGGAACCGAUACGAUUAAAGAACUCGGUCUCCUCGCCGUUGCUGUACCAAUCCGUGCCGCCAAACACGGUGGUGGUGAGCUUCCCACGGCGGGCACGGACAAGGCCUGCAUCGCGGUAGAGCUUCUCAAAGUCGACAAAGGGCUGCUCCUCUGCAGGUAGCUGCCGCAUAAGCUCGGGCCGCUCGACCGCAUCGGCGAGAAAAUCACCCAGGUUCAAGCCACCGACCUUCUCAAUCAGGUUUGCCAUGGCAGCGAAGCGGCCAUUGUUAUCGAGGAGUGCGAGCUCUCGGUACUGAACGUAAAAGUCCUGUAGGUCGCGUUUAUCUUGGCCUUGGUCCUGGCGGCGCGAGUGGACGACCUCGGGCUCGCUGUUUGGCUCGGAGUGUUGGAUGUUAAGCUCCAGGUUCUUACGAACAUAUGGGAUCAGGUCGGUGCGGUUCAGAAUGUGGGCAACGGCGAGGAGAGACGGGUUGGAAACGGCACCAUAAUAGAUGGGGCUGCGCUCCGAGUAGAUGCCGUCGGCGUCCUGGUCGAUGCCCUCUGCGAGCCACUCGUCGAUUCGGUCGAUGUAGCUCUCCUCUCCAGUCACCUUGUAGAUGCGUGCAAGAGCGGAGCAAAUCUUCCAGCGGUGGUUGGGUGUGUGAACACCGCCCUUGGCCAUGCCAGGACCGGCCUUUGUAAGGAUGAGACGAAUGGUUUCUGCCAUGCGCGCCGAAGCAGGGUGUUGGUCCCGCGAGAGGAUGUUUUCCAUGAUUCCAAAGUCCUCAAUCAGAAAGCCAGUGUCAGGGGGCGAGUGGCGGUUUCCAACACUAAACGUGCCGUCGUCGUGCUGGCGCUGGACGAGCUCGGCGAGCAUCUCGUCAAUGUGCGGGAUCAAGGACUCGUCAUGAUGAUACGUUGACUGGGGCCAGACAAAAGGCGUGACGAGUCUGCGGACCUGACGGGUCAAGGCGCGGGGCUGGUCACGAAGGGCAGAAGCCUUUGUGUCAAUGACAGACUGCACCUGCGCGUCCGCUCCCUUGGUGAGCACGUCAAAGCUGGCAGUGUCGACGGUAUCUGCGCGAGGGCUCAGAGCCGCCGCAGAGGCACUGCCGGCGAGCCAGAGCGCUCCAAAUGCACCGAGAAGACGUCGAGGAUUCAUGCUGGGGAUCGAAGAGCCGUGGACAAGCUGCCUGGUCUUGGUCCGCCAUCUCGUCCAGCGCAGAGAAGUAGACGGCGGCAGUAUUUAAGAUGCUACAAAGCCGACGACGUAACAUCUACCCCAUGUUGACGGUGGAGCGAUGGCCUGCCGAUGGGAAAUUUGCCAAGUCUAAUAAUGUUAAGCACCUCCCCGCCUGGGGAAAGCCUCGUGGGGUAAGAGCUUCUACCGUAACCGAGGGGAACGAAGUCACUUGAUGGCAACCCCGGUUUCUAUUGAAGCGAAACCCGAAAGGUUGUUGCCGACGCGCUGGACAUGGUGUAUGUACAUGAUGAUAUGCGAUAUCCUGGCCAAGAGCAAUGGUAGCCUCCGGAUCGGAGCUGAUUUCGGAGAGGUUGCCGAUGGCACAGAGACCUCGGCCAAGCUGCUUGUGCAAUGCCAAGAGUUGACACAGCCUACCCAAUGACGAUGCGGGGCCCCGCGAUGGCGUUGUGCAAUCGGAUGCGGACAGAAGAGUCGGCAGGGCGGGUAUGCGCGCAAAGCCACAAUAUAUGUACAAGCUGGUCAAAUAGUAACUAUUGGUCUUGCAUGUUGGUUUAUGCGGCCGCACUUAAAGUGUUCAAUGGUGCGAUGCCUGCAAGUCUAGAUGCAACGGGCACGCACCAACCUGGACCGGUUUCCGUCGGUAGUGUCAAGCCGAGUGCGUCCGUGCGCAGGCUUGUUCAGUGGCUGUUGGACCACCGCUCCAAAGACCCUUACCCACGCAGCCAUAAAUAUUGGAACGAAGAAAAGAUGAACAUGUCCAUUGCUGGUCACCAGGAUGGUUCAGCCGACGAAUGAGCUUAGUUUUGCAAUUGCCGGUAGAAAGACGAACGUGCAUCAAGAAUACCGGCAGGUCAGGGCAUUGAAAAUCUAAGCAAGGAUGUUAUUUCUACCAUGAGUGACGUUUAGUGACGUCGUGACUCGCGCCACACCAUCGUGGCCCCACUUGCC
This is a messenger RNA of Pyricularia oryzae 70-15, 2771 nucleotides long. RefSeq lists its product as uncharacterized. The coding region runs from base 2214 to 2618 and encodes 134 amino acids. The record is from RefSeq and is a predicted model, not a curated record. The transcript has a single exon. NCBI's taxonomy places the organism in Eukaryota, Fungi, Ascomycota, Sordariomycetes, Magnaporthales, Pyriculariaceae.